Messenger RNA from Sinocyclocheilus grahami, 1135 nucleotides. It is a transcript of the gene tm4sf4, whose product is annotated as transmembrane 4 L six family member 4. Lineage: Eukaryota; Metazoa; Chordata; Actinopteri; Cypriniformes; Cyprinidae. Gene Ontology annotation, cellular component: membrane. The record is from RefSeq and is a predicted model, not a curated record. The transcript is spliced from 5 exons. The coding region runs from base 89 to 688 and encodes 199 amino acids.
GACGCCUAACCCAAACAAAGGACUCCGAGACGCCAGACCACCGCGCUCCCUAUUCAGGACUGUAUUUGACUUUAGCAAAGACUGAAUUAUGUGUUCUGGAAAUUUCGCCAAAUGCCUGGGGAUAACCCUCCUCCCGCUGGCCAUCAUCUGUGUCAUCUGCAACAUUAUGCUGUUUUUCCCUGGUGGUAAAGUAGCCGAUGAGAGCAAUGACAUCACAGAAGAAGUCUUUUACUUUGGAGGAAUUCUGGGAUCUGGUGUGGUGAUGAUUUUCCCUGCGCUGGUUUUCCUGGGCUUGAAGAACAACGACUGCUGUGGCUGCUGUGGGAAUGAGAGCUGCGGAAAACGUUUCGCGAUGUUCAGCUCUAUUCUGUUCGCCGCGGUUGGAGCUGUGGGCGCCGGUUACUCUGUUAUUGUGUCUUGUCUGGCCAUUAAUCACGGGCCCAAGUGCUUCACUACCGUAGAACAAGUUAACGCCUCUUACCCAUUUGCCGACGGGAACUACCUGUCCAACAGAACGCUGUGGAGUGAAUGUACGGGUCCGGGCGAUAUCAUCACGUGGCAUCUGACCCUGUUCUGCAUCCUGCUGGCCACUGGUCUGGUUCAGAUCGGUCUGUGUGCUUUCCAGGUGAUCAACGGGCUCAUCGGCACUAUCUGUGGAGACUGCUGCGGCUGCUGCGGGAGCUCUUAAACCACUCGGAAUGGACUUGGAUCAAUGACUCUUCAGGACUGAUCAUACAUCCAUAUCUGUACUUCUCAACAGUUUCUCACCUCAUGAUUUGUAUUUAUACUGUUCAGAUGGAUGUUGUUUUCUUCCGUGUUUGCUCUAUCUGCCUGAUGGCUGAUGGCUUAUGAAGGCAGCAUACAGCAAUAUUGUUAUAUAUAGCCUAUAGAUGAUGUUUCAUAUAGAUUUAUAUGAUAUAGGAUAUUGAUAUAUAGUGUAUUGAUACAUAGUAAAAAGAAUAUUGAAUAUUUAUUCAAACUGUAGGAGAAUGUUAUUUUCACACAAGUAUUUAGUCUUUUUUUCAUGAUGGAUGAAGGGGACGUGCAAAUAUAUGGAAUAUUUGAUAAAAGAUAACGAUUUUUAAUAUUUUAUCUCAGGAAAUUGGUUGAAAUGUAUUGCUAUAUUAGUAAAAGA